Messenger RNA from Exophiala spinifera, 537 nucleotides. RefSeq lists its product as uncharacterized. NCBI's taxonomy places the organism in Eukaryota, Fungi, Ascomycota, Eurotiomycetes, Chaetothyriales, Herpotrichiellaceae. The transcript has a single exon. The coding region runs from base 1 to 537 and encodes 178 amino acids. The record is from RefSeq and is a predicted model, not a curated record. Gene Ontology annotation, molecular function: acyltransferase activity, transferring groups other than amino-acyl groups.
AUGAAUGUGACUGUUCGUGCUGCGGUGGAAUCAGACCUCCCACAGGUGCGUCAGAUAUACGAGUACUACGUGCUUAACACUGUGGUCUCUUUUCUCGUGCAAAAGCCACCGCCUGAUUAUGUCGCUGAACGUUACCACGAUUCAGUGGCUCGGCAUUUACCGUAUUUGGUGGCUGUUGACGAGGGCGGUACAGUCGUUGGAUACUCGUACGCCUCGGCUUUUCGUGGCUUCAUGCUGGGCUAUGGACAUUCUGUGGAGAUAAGCCUUUACUGCCACCCCACACACCAGAAGAAAGGCAUAGGGAGCAGGAUGAUCAAGCGGCUGAUCGAACUACUUCGGCAGACCAAGCAUGUGUCGAAGGAAGUGGGCCACGAAGACCACCCGGUUGAGGUUGACGUCAGAAAGGUCUUUGCUGUCAUGGCGAUAGAUGAAGAAGCUCCUGGCCAGGGCAUGGCACUACGAGAUUGGUACAAACGAUGGGGAUUCGAAGAAGUUGGAAGACUCAAGGGUGUAGGGUUCAAGAAGGGAAAAAUGUGA